Messenger RNA from Olea europaea var. sylvestris, 653 nucleotides. RefSeq names its product 60S acidic ribosomal protein P1-like. NCBI's taxonomy places the organism in Eukaryota, Viridiplantae, Streptophyta, Magnoliopsida, Lamiales, Oleaceae. Gene Ontology annotation, cellular component: cytosolic large ribosomal subunit; ribosome. Gene Ontology annotation, molecular function: structural constituent of ribosome; protein kinase activator activity; ribonucleoprotein complex binding. The record is from RefSeq and is a predicted model, not a curated record. Gene Ontology annotation, biological process: cytoplasmic translation; translational elongation. Bases 121 to 459 code for a protein of 112 amino acids. The transcript is spliced from 4 exons.
UCUGUGCCCUAAUUUAGAUUCAUAUAAAUGAAUCUCGUACCUUGUUGAAACAUCUUCUUCACCGUAACCCUAAAACUCGCAGCAGCAAUUUCUCUGACUCCGAAGAAUUGUUGAAGGAAAAUGACUUUCGGAGAUCUCGCUUGCACCUAUGCUUGCCUGAUUCUUCACGAUGAUGGCAUCCCCGUCACUGCGGAGAAAAUUGCUGCAGUGGUUAAGGCCGCGAAUGUGUCAGUGGAAUCAUACUGGCCAAGCCUUUUUGCUAAGCUCUGUGAGAAGAGGAACGUGGAGGACCUUGUCGCGAACGUUGGAGCUGGUGGUGGUGGUGCCGCAGUAGCAGUUGCUGCCCCUGCCGGUGGCGCUGGUGCUGCUUCUGCCGCAGCUGCCCCUGCCGCUGAAGAGAAGAAGGAGGAGCCCAAGGAGGAAAGUGACGACGAUAUGGGCUUCAGUUUGUUUGAUUAGAAGGAGCUAUUUUAAGUACGUAUUUAGCUUUUAUAUUGGAGUUUUGUUAACUCAUUAUAGUAGUUUUGUUAUGUUUUGAAAGAUUAUUAUGUUCAUGAAAUGGUGGCUUGUCCAAAUUUCUUAAGAAAUUGAGCAACAAUUGAAUUUUGGCUGACUUGGUUUCUCUAAUGCUUUCUCUAAGAUUUGUUGUUUUA